AAGAAGAAGAAGAAGAAGAAGAAGAAGAAGAAGAAGAAGAAGAAGAAGAAGAAGAAGAAGAAGAAGAAGAAGAGAUUGAUACUAAACUUUCCAUAAUCCAAGGGCCACCACUAAGUCCACAGCCCCUCUCAUAGUAUUCUCACAGUGAUGUGGGUUAGAUUCUAGCGAGAACAACACACAGAUUUGGAUAAGGAAUUUGAUCUUGAUAUUCUCUUUGACCAUUGUAGUGGACUCUGCAGGCAAUGCAGCAUGUUACUGCUGACCCCUACCACCAGGGAAACGUCAGGAUGACCCUGGAGAAGUCUGACCUCUGGAAGUCCUUCCACAACCUAGCGACUGAGAUGAUCAUCACCAAACAUGGCCGGAGGAUGUUUCCCCACUGCAACAUCAGUCUAUCUGGACUCCAACCCUAUGCCAACUAUGUCCUCAUGGUGGAUAUGGUUCCUGUGGACAACUUCAGAUACAGGUGGAAUAAGGGCCAGUGGGACAUGGCUGGGAAAGCCGAGCCCCAGCUCCCCUGUCGGACAUACGUGCAUCCAGACUCCCCCGCUCUGGGCUCCUACUGGAUGAAGCAAUCUGUGUCCUUCCUCAAGCUCAAACUCACCAACAAUACUCUGGACCAGCACGGCCAUAUCAUCCUGCACUCUAUGCAUCGCUACAUCCCACGCUUCUCUGUGGUCCAGGCUGACAGUCUGUACAGUGUGCGCUGGGGACACUUCCAUUCCUUCUCCUUCCCUGAGACCUCCUUCACUGCAGUCACCGCCUACCAGAACACUAAGAUCGCUAAACUGAAGAUUGACCACAAUCCCUUUGCUAAGGGAUUCAAAGGGGAGAAUACCCGUACUCAUAGCAAGAGGUGUCGAUCCAACAAGAGUCUUGGGAAUGCUACAAAGAAAGCCAAACAAGACAAAGACCCAGGAAACAAAAGUCCCCCAGACCUCCAGAGGGCAAAAUUAGACUGUGAGCCAGAGGAACAGAGGAUAGAGAUCGUGGUUUCGGAUAAGGAGGAUCUCUUGUCCCCCUGGGCCUUGAAACAGGACCCGUCCCAGAGCCACAGCCUGCACACUGAACUACUGGAGCUCCACGACCACAGACAGGACUACAGCACUGAGGAGCAGAUGGUGCCUGGCCCUGCAUCUAUGUCCUACCAACCAUACAGAUCGGUUGAGUAUGGCAGACUUCCCUCUCCCUCCACUAUAGUGGAGGAUGGCGAAGGCAGGCGCAGCUAUGAGUCUCAUGUUCCAGAUGUAGCCACUGUCCCUGGGCACGAGACUACCAGACCUGUCCCUGUUAGGGACAUGGGUCACCCUCACCACCACCACACCUUGGCUCCAGCCAUGCCCCAGGACUACAGAGUGUCCCCGGUCCAUCUGCCCAUGUCCUCCAAAACCUACCCUGGGCACCUGGGUUACAGUUACCCCCUCUAUAGCCACUACUCCACUGACCAGGGCAUGGGUCAGUGGGCUGAGGGUGGUACAGGACAGUACUCUGGACCGUACUUUCCUCACCACCUACCCUUCCUCACCAGUCAAACGCUGACCGCAGACCAGGGCACCCCCCAACGCAGUGUUUAUCACCAUGGCAACAUAAUGGCAGAGUGGAGCCAGAACUUGAGUUUGGACAAUGAGGCUGAUCUGGCAAUCAGAUCAGAAUAGCUGACUCAGACUCAUAAAGCGAAGGAGCGGGCUUUUACACUGUGAACAAAGAUACUUGUGAUAGUUCAGAAAAAUUUCAGAGGUGAAAAGUCUAUGAUCUUUGUGCAUGAUGUCCAAACAAAGAUAUCUUAAAGUGUGUUCUUUGAACUUGUUCUCUGUGUGUCAAGAGGAGUGUGUGCCAUUUGUGGUUCCCAGUCUAUUCAGGCCUGCAGUCAUAUUCAGCUGAAAGAGCAGAAGGCUAUGUCAUGCUAUAUACUGGACUUAAUGGACUGAGCCUGCUCUCCUACUGUGCUGGUGCUCCAUUUGAACUGCCUUCAAAUGUUUGUGAGCGUCCAUGCUUGUAUGACAUAUGUAAUGUGUGUCUGUUUGUGUGUUUACUCAUUAAAGUUAUGAUUACUGAGAUCAGAAUAUAACCAAACCCACUGGGUACAGACGUCAGUUCAAUGUCUAGUUUUGAUUUACAUUUGGUUGAGUUGUCAACGAAAGUGAAUUAAAUGUGAAAUAAACAAACUAUUUCACCAUGUCACUGGAUUUAGGUUAAAGAUAGGAAAUUCCCUUACGUUGAUGACUUUCCCCCAAUUCCAAUCUGUUUUCCACAUUGAUUCAACAUCAUCACAUUUCAUUUUUGGUUGAAAUGAUGUGGGAACAACGUUGAUUCAACCAGUUUUUGCCCAGUGGGAAAGGAUUUCAUGAUAUUCCAAAAUAAAUAUAAUUCAGAAUCAA
Molecule: messenger RNA, 2378 nt
Organism: Coregonus clupeaformis (lake whitefish)
Lineage: Eukaryota; Metazoa; Chordata; Actinopteri; Salmoniformes; Salmonidae
Product: T-box-containing protein TBX6L
Exons: 9
Coding region: 243-1655 (470 amino acids)
Biological process (GO): cell fate specification; positive regulation of DNA-templated transcription; regulation of transcription by RNA polymerase II
Cellular component (GO): nucleus
Molecular function (GO): RNA polymerase II cis-regulatory region sequence-specific DNA binding; DNA-binding transcription factor activity, RNA polymerase II-specific
Source: RefSeq, a predicted model, not a curated record